Molecule: messenger RNA, 1442 nt
Organism: Zingiber officinale
Lineage: Eukaryota; Viridiplantae; Streptophyta; Magnoliopsida; Zingiberales; Zingiberaceae
Product: UDP-glucose 4-epimerase GEPI48-like
Exons: 9
Coding region: 74-1153 (359 amino acids)
Biological process (GO): galactose metabolic process; rRNA processing
Cellular component (GO): cytosol
Molecular function (GO): UDP-glucose 4-epimerase activity; RNA binding
Source: RefSeq, a predicted model, not a curated record
UUCGCAUUCCCAUCUGCCUGGCACUCGAUCGCAGUUUCUUCGAGCCCUAAAUCGUCGCGUUUCAUCUCGCAGCAUGCAGCUCCGACUCUCCGCUGCCGGGCGCGUCCUGGUCACCGGUGGCGCAGGCUAUAUCGGCAGCCACACCGUGCUGCAGCUCCUCCUUGAGGGGUGCUCCGUCGUCGUGGUGGAUAACCUCGACAACUCCUCCGAGGUCGCCAUCCAGCGCGUCGCUGAGCUGGCCGGCGAGUUCCGCAAAAAUUUGACCUUUCAUAAGAUUGAUAUUCGGGAUAAAGAGGCAUUGGAAGAAGUUUUUGCAUCGACAGAGUUUGAUGCAAUUAUACAUUUUGCUGGUUUAAAAGCUGUGGGUGAAAGUGUCCAGAAGCCUUUGCUUUAUUAUAAGAACAACCUCAUUGGUACAAUUACUCUUUUGGAAGUAAUGGCUGCUCACAGAUGCAAGAAGCUUGUGUUUUCAUCAUCAGCAACUGUCUAUGGGUGGCCUAAGGAUUUGCCUUGUACAGAAGAGUCGCCUUUAAGCGCAAUGAACCCCUAUGGACGAACUAAGCUUAUGAUUGAAGAUAUAUGUCGUGACAUUCACCAAGCCGAUAGCGAGUGGAAGAUAAUGUUGCUAAGAUAUUUCAAUCCUGUGGGAGCUCAUCCGAGCGGGGACAUCGGUGAAGAUCCUCAAGGAAUUCCUAAUAAUCUGAUGCCCCUGGUCCAGCAAGUUGCUGUUGGGAGGAGACCAGCACUAACAGUGUUUGGAAAUGACUAUUUGACCAAGGAUGGAACUGGGAUAAGGGACUACAUACAUGUUGUUGAUCUUGCAGAGGGACAUAUUGCUGCUCUAAAGAAGCUUUUUGAGGACCCGAAGAUAGGCUGUGAAGUUUACAACCUAGGAACUGGAAAGGGAACAUCAGUUUUGGAAAUGGUGGCAGCAUUUGAGAAGGCUUCUGGAAAGAAAAUCCCACUCGUCCUCGCUGGAAGGCGACCUGGUGAUGCCGAAGUCCUGUUUGCAUCCACUAGCAAAGCAGAAACAGAGUUGAACUGGAAAGCUAAGUACGGAAUCGAAGAGAUGUGUCGUGAUCAAUGGAACUGGGCAAGCAAGAACCCGUGGGGCUACGAGUCUCCCGACACUAUUAAUGGAGUGACAAAGUAGUUGGGCUCGCCAAGCCUAUUGCUAAUGCGAUCAUGUACAUUGUACAUCUAGGUUUACUGAUGACUCUUGUAUCUGAUAUAUUAUCACAGAUAGGAUAAAUAUAGUGCUGCCACUGCUGAAACCUUUCUAGUCAAAGAUAUCGAUUCCAUAUAUUCUUGUAUAAUUAAUAAACCCUCAUAUGAAUUGAACUUGUAAUAGGCCCAGGAGGAUUAGGUGUAAUUUAUGUUAGAAUUGUAAUACAUCAUACAUAAACUAAGAUGCAUCUAUAAUAAGAUUUAGUUAUUAUUAA